AUGCCUGCACCACCGUUCGGAACAGCCUCAGCAUAUACCGAUUCCUUUCCCGCCCCGCCACCUAGGCAGGUGACCGUCACGGCAGAAACAUGUUUCAACCUAUCUGUGUUUCGAGAUAUCGUUCGACAAUAUCGUAAAUUGGACGAUCAAAUUAUAAUCCGACUGAAUCGAGCCCAAGCUCAACUCCGAGAUCAAGAUCGACUAGGAUCAGGGGUGGAACAUAUGAAUGGAUCGGAGGGGAUGUGCGCAAAGAUAUGGACUGAAAUAAUGGCUGGCUGGGCACAUCGUCAGACGUUGUUGACGUACUGUUCAACAACCGUUAAGGACAGUGUGAAUAACAAAAUUCAAGUCGAUCAGGAUCCCAAGGUCAGCACACCGAGGUGGGAGAGGGGUAUAAAGGAGGAAGAAGUAUUGGCCGAUCAGCUAGAGAGCGAGGAAGGUAUAGAAGCUAUCAUACGUAAAAGGACGUUGGAUGCUUUCAAAUCUCGUUGUCCAUUCUUCUCUCCUCCCUCAUCCGACCAGACAAGUAAACAAUGGUGGGAUCUGGCAGACCACGGCAAGAAAGGAAGAGGUCCAGAUAUUAUCAAUUAA
This is a messenger RNA of Kwoniella botswanensis, 591 nucleotides long. RefSeq lists its product as uncharacterized. The record is from RefSeq and is a predicted model, not a curated record. The transcript is spliced from 5 exons. Gene Ontology annotation, cellular component: mitochondrial intermembrane space; mitochondrion. NCBI's taxonomy places the organism in Eukaryota, Fungi, Basidiomycota, Tremellomycetes, Tremellales, Cryptococcaceae. Bases 1 to 591 code for a protein of 196 amino acids.